GCUGGGAUGUGUUUUCAAUUCGAAUCAUUCUUUCGACGAAUCAUUCACUGAAAAGAUUUGUUUAAAAUACUUUCCCCCCAAAAAAAUCUGUACGAUUUUCACACUGAUUCAAACUCAGCAGGAUCUUUGACUCUGAGUCGAGUCGAGGCUCCUCCUGCUGCUCAAGCUGAGAUUCGAUGUUUGUUAGCCUUGCUAACGUCGAUGUGUUCUGUUGGCAGACUCUUUCAGCUGACUCUGGUCAAGAGGAUAUAUGAAUGGUCCAAGUCAACGUCGAGUUUAAAGUCUCUACCUAAGUGGAACUGGUUGGCUGUUUGCACAAUGGGUAAUUCAAGCGGGCACAACACUCUGGGUAUCCCGCCAGGAAAAGGACCCCACCAAGUGGGAUGCGCAGACCUGAUGGUGGGGCACACAGUCCAAGGUGCAUUCUUGAGACUCUACUAUCCAUGCCAUGCAUUCAAGAAUCCUCAUAUGCCAGAUUGGGUCCCGUGCAAGGAGUAUUUCAAUGGCCUCGCAGACUUUAUGAAUAUGAGCAGAGCACUAAGUGAAAGAAUUUUUAACUACCUCUUUGGGUCUUAUAAAAUCCCAGCAGCCUGGAAUGCAUCAUUUAAACCAGAUGGGAAAUAUCCUGUUAUUAUUUUCUCUCAUGGACUGGGAGCUUUCAGAACAUUGUACUCAGCCAUAUGCGUUGAAAUGGCUUCCCAGGGCUUCAUUGUUGCAGCUGUGGAGCACAGGGAUGAAUCUGCUUCUGCAACUUUCUACUUCAGAGAACAUACUGAGCCAGGAACAAAAAAGCAUCCAUCAUGUGACCUAGCCAAGCCUGUGUCUGAUAAUCUAGAAGAGGUUUGGAUGUACUACAGGCCGUUGAAACCAGACGAAAAGGAGUUUCCUCUUAGAAACAAGCAAGUAAAGCAAAGAGCAGAUGAAUGCAUCAGAGCCUUGGAUAUUCUCAUUGACAUCAAUUCAGGAAAGUCUGUGGAGAACGUACUACAGAGUGACUUUGAUUUGUCAGCAAUGGAGAACUCCAUGGACUUGUCUAGAACAGCGAUUAUGGGACAUUCCUUUGGAGGCGCGACGGUGAUCGAAUGUUUGAGCAAGGAUGUCAAAUUCAACUGUGGUGUGGCACUGGACACCUGGAUGGUUCCUCUGGAUGAGGAGAUCUUCCCUGGAGUAAAGCAGCCAAUCUUUUUUAUUAACUCUGAAAAAUUCCAGUGGAUUGAGAAUAUCAUCCGUAUGAAGAAGCUGGACUCUGCCAUCUUUUCUAGAAAAAUGAUAACCAUCAAAGGGACAGUCCAUCAGAGCUUCCCAGAUUUCACAUUUCUUACCGGGAAGUGUAUUGGAAGGUUCAUGAAGCUAAAAGGAGAUAUAGAUCCACACAUAGCCAUGGAUCUUUCCAACAAAGCAACUUUGGCUUUUCUUCAACGCCACUUAAAUAUGGACAGAGACUUUAAUCAGUGGGAUCCUUUAAUUGAUGGAAAAGACGACAACUUGAUUGCAGGAACCAAUAUUACUAUCCCUCCAUCAUCUAUUUAAUCGAUUAAGAUGAAAUAUAUGUAAUCUUGCAAACGCACAUGUAACAAAUGGAGUCAAAAGGUUACAUAUUUGAGCAAGAGCCAAUCUAUCACUAUGAAAUUCCAUAAAAGACUAUAUUUUGAGUACGAUUGAAUUUGCACUAGGGAUUGUAACUAUGCAUGUAAAUUAAUUUUUUUUUUUAACAUGACAAACUACAAUUUAUACAGGAUGACUUAUGAAAGGUAGCACUUGCAAAACCGUGCAAUAGACUUUUAACACUUCACCAUCCUUUUAUCAUGUGCCUUCCUGUUGUUACUUAAAGUGGGUUUUUUAUAUCAGUGUUUUCAAUUAAUUUUGUGACAAAUGUUACAUGGCAAAAGUUAGCAAAUCAUUUGAAAAUAUGAAAUACCAUACUGUGAAAUACUCAGCAUAGCCUGCUUGUUUCACCCCAAUGAUUUUAACACAAAACUAGCCACAUAGCUUAUGGAUCUGUAACUUAAACUUCUGAUUUUUUAAGUCAAUAUAAUCAGUUUUUACACUACUAAUUUCAGGUCAGCAAAAAAAAAAAAAAAA
Carassius auratus (goldfish) is the source of this 2082-nucleotide messenger RNA. Its product is annotated as platelet-activating factor acetylhydrolase. Gene Ontology annotation, molecular function: 1-alkyl-2-acetylglycerophosphocholine esterase activity. NCBI's taxonomy places the organism in Eukaryota, Metazoa, Chordata, Actinopteri, Cypriniformes, Cyprinidae. Bases 202 to 1530 code for a protein of 442 amino acids. The record is from RefSeq and is a predicted model, not a curated record. The transcript is spliced from 11 exons.